Acanthamoeba castellanii str. Neff is the source of this 2175-nucleotide messenger RNA. RefSeq names its product leucine rich repeat domain containing protein. Lineage: Eukaryota; Discosea; Longamoebia; Acanthamoebidae. Gene Ontology annotation, molecular function: protein binding. The record is from RefSeq and is a predicted model, not a curated record. The transcript has 15 exons. Bases 1 to 2175 code for a protein of 724 amino acids.
AUGGCUCACCGUCGUGGAAUGGACGCUGGGUGCCUGGUGCUCCUCUUCGUCGUUCUCUCCGCCCUCUGCGCGGACUCCGCUGCCCACUCCAACAUGCAAGGCCCCCGAGGGCUCAACUUGGGCGGAGUGCUGGGGCCGCUGGUGGACCAGGUCGGCCAGAUUCUCACGGGAACGGUCAACGGCACGCUGGGCACCGCCGCCAACAUCACCGGCUGGACCGGGGCCAAUACCACCGCACCGACCAACCCGUGCACCUGGACCGGCAUCACCUGCAACGCCCUGGGCAACAUCACUGGCCUUGUCCUGGACGGGCUCGCGCUGACUGGCGCCAUUCCCAGCGGUCUCGACGCGUUGGCAAACUUGACCACUCUUGAUCUGUCCGACAACAAUUACAACGGAACCAUUCCCGACCUUUCAGGCUUCACCUCUCUUCUCAACCUGGAUUUGUCCGGCAAUGACCUUACGGGCGCCAUCCCCUCACUCGCCAACCUCACCCAGCUCCUGCACCUGUACGCUUUCAACCCCCCUCUCUUCCAAGAGGCCUCCACGGUCUUAUCGCUUUCGCUCUUUGACAGGGACCUCUCCGGCAAUCUGCUGAACGGCACCAUCCCCUCCCUCGACAACCUCACCUCCCUCCUCACUCUCGACCUUUCGAACAACGCGCUCGAGGGCGUCAUCCCUUCGCUCUCCUCCCUCAUCUCGCUCAUCUCCCUGGACCUGUCCAACAACGCGCUGACGGGCUCGAUCGCCGACUUGUCGGCCCUCACCUCGCUCGAGUACCUCGACCUGAGCAACAACAACCUCGAAGGCACCAUCCCCGAUCUGAGCGCCCUCCGAUCUCUCCGCUACAUUAAUUUGAGCGGCAAUAACCUGACUGGCGAGUUCCCCGACCUCUCCCAGCUCUCCAACCUCACCACCCUUAUCGUGUCGGACAACUUGGAGCUGUUCGUGCUCGGCAUUCCGGCCACGCUCAUCGACGGACUCACUUCGCUCACCACGCUCGUUCUGGACAACACCGGAGCCACUGGCCUGCUCCCCAACUUCGUGCUGGGCGCGUUGCAGACCCUGUCUAUUGAGAACAACCUCCUGUGCGGCGCGCUCCCCUCGGUCCUCUCGCAACCCGUGGCCGGCCUCAACUUCGCCGCCGGAUGCAACUGGUGCCGUCGCCGCGUGCGACACGUCGCGCUGCGCCAGCGUCGGGUGUCUCAUCCCGACCCCGUCUUCCCCCACCGGCUCCAUUCUCAAUUUACGAAUGUGGUGGUGUGGCUGAACGUGAACAGGGAGCACCCGGCGCCAUCCGCGCAGGCCGGCAGCGAUGUUACGCUGCAGGUCGGGCUGGUGUCGCUCGCCGAAAUCGACGAGCUCGGCGCCGUCAUCCACACCGAGCCGUUCCCGGCCGGCGGCAGCUACAGCAUCAGCGUCAACGCGUCGGUCCGGUCGAACGGCGCCACGGUCGACGAGAUCACGUUCCGGGCCACGCUGGCCAACGGCGCCGAGGUGGCCAUCGCCUACGUGCUCUCGCCCGAUUCGGCCUUCACCCAGCCGUGGGGCGAGAUCGCGGUCACAGUGCCGCGCAACCACCUCAAGUACACCUUCAACGCCCGCCGGUGGCCCUUUGCCGGCGCGGCCCACCGCCUGCGGCUCGCGAUGAGCCUGGCCUCCCACCCCCUGGUGGGCUCGGCCGACCGCGUCGACGACGCCGCGGCGGCCACGUCCAGCCUGAGCCUACACGUGGCCAACUCCACUGCUGACGUCAGCGUGGGCCUGUACGGCUUCGCCCUGGUCUACAGCGCGCAGGAGGCCGAUGACUCGCUGACGGCGCCCACCGGCGCCCAUCGCUCGGCCAACGUCACCGCGAGCCUGUCGGCCGACUUUGGCUCCAUUCUGGUCGAUUUCCCGUCGUUCGACGCCGCGACCGAGGUCCUGUCAUACGACCCGUCGUUCGGGGUGCUCUACGGCGGCGUCAACACCCGCGACGACGGACAGGGCGGCUCGUCGGACGGCAACACGUGGGUCAUCGCCGUGGCCGUGGCCGUUCCCGUGGCCAUCGUGGUGGUGCUGGUGGCGGUGGUGGCGGUGUUCGGUGUGGCCUGGUGGCGCCAUCGCUCCUACGACCGAAGGAGUCGCAUCUAUCGCGGCUCCAUGAUCAACGUGGGACCCGACGAGGGGCUGUAA